UCUUUGCUGGCCAGCGGGUCCUGAUAGGAGAGAGCUAAAUCCCCACUCCCUACUGUGCUGGCUUGGAUAGCCGGGCGGGCUGAGGGUGAUCGUAACGCCCUAGCUGGAGCUCAGAGCUCGGAGCUGAGUGGGGUGGUUCCUGCCGCUCCUCCGCUGUCAGCCCCGGCCUCCCCUCCCAUCUUCACUUCCUCUUGCAGCCCCCACCGCCCAAGAGACUCAGGGCUCCCAGCCGUCCGCAGCCAGCCGCCGCCACGCCCUGGCUUCAGCUUGCGGGGCUCCAACCAGACUAACCCAGAACCAGGGCUGCAAGGAAAAAGGGACCCCUGACAUCUCCGUCUCCACAGAGGUUCCAGUUGGGCUGAGCAGCUUCUUCCCUUUAGGAUGACCUCGCCCUCCAGCCCUCCAGCUUUCAGGCUAGAGACAUCAGAUGGAAACCAAGAAGAUGGUGCUGAGGUUGACAAAGGAAAGCAUGGGCCUCCCCCCAUGGAGUCACCAUUCCAGGGCGAGGACAGGAACUUCUCCCCUCAGAUAAAAGUGAACCUCAACUACCGAAAACAAGCGUAUGAUAGCCAGCCAGACCCAAACCGCUUUGACCGUGAUCGACUCUUCCGCGUGGUCUCCCGAGGUUUCCCUGAGGACCUGGCUGGGCUACCAGAGUACCUGAACCGGACCAGCAAGUACCUCACUGACUCAGAGUAUACAGAGGGCUCCACAGGGAAGACAUGUCUGAUGAAGGCUGUGCUGAACCUUCAGGAGGGGGUCAAUGCUUGCAUCUUGCCAUUGCUGCAAAUUGAUAGAGACUCUGGAAAUCCCCAGCCCCUGGUUAAUGCCCAGUGCACGGAUGAGUACUAUCGAGGCCACAGUGCCCUGCAUAUUGCCAUCGAGAAGAGGAGCCUGCAGUGUGUGAAGCUCCUGGUGGAGAAUGGGGCAAACGUGCAUGCCCGUGCCUGUGGCCACUUCUUCCAGAAGAGACAGGGAACUUGCUUCUAUUUCGGUGAGCUGCCCCUGUCUCUGGCUGCGUGCACUAAGCAAUGGGAUGUGGUAACCUACCUCCUGGAGAACUCACACCAGCCUGCUAGCCUGCAGGCAACCGACUCCCUAGGCAACACAGUCCUACAUGCCCUGGUGAUGAUUGCAGACAACUCUGAAGAGAACAGUGCACUGGUGAUCCGCAUGUAUGAUGGGCUUCUCCAAGCAGGCGCCCGCCUCUGCCCCACUGUGCAGCUUGAGGACAUUUGCAACUUAGAGGGUCUCACACCCCUGAAGUUGGCCGCCAAGGAGGGUAAAAUUGAGAUUUUCAGGCACAUCCUGCAGCGGGAGUUCUCAGGACUGUGCCAGCCCCUUUCCCGAAAGUUCACUGAGUGGUGCUAUGGUCCUGUUCGGGUGUCACUGUAUGACCUGGCCUCUGUGGACAGCUGGGAGGAGAACUCAGUGCUGGAGAUCAUUGCCUUUCACUGCAGAAGCCCGCACCGACACCGCAUGGUGGUUUUGGAGCCACUGAACAAACUGCUACAGGCAAAAUGGGAUUUGCUCAUCCCCCGGUUCUUUUUCAACUUCCUGUGUUACCUGGUCUACAUGUUGGUCUUCACUGCUGUGGCUUACCACCAGCCUGCUCUGGAGAAGCAGGCCUUCCUCCCACUGAAAGCAACAGCCGGAAACUCCAUGCUGCUGCUGGGCCACAUCUUGAUCCUGCUUGGGGGAAUCUACCUCCUCUUGGGCCAGCUGUGGUACUUCUGGCGCCGCCGUCUGUUCAUCUGGAUCUCCUUUGUGGACAGUUACUUUGAAAUUCUCUUUCUGGUCCAGGCCCUGCUCACGGUGCUGUCCCAGGUGCUGUGUUUCAUGGCCAUCGAGUGGUACCUGCCCCUACUUGUGUCCUCACUGGUUCUGGGCUGGCUGAACCUGCUUUACUAUACACGUGGCUUCCAGCACACAGGCAUCUACAGCGUCAUGAUCCAGAAGGUCAUCCUGAGGGACCUACUCCGUUUCCUUCUGGUCUACUUAGUCUUCCUUUUCGGCUUUGCUGUAGCCCUGGUGAGCCUAAGCCGGGAGGCCCGGGGCCCUGGAGCCCCUGAAGGAAACAAUGCCACCGAGGUAGCUCAGCCUGCGACAGAACAGGAGGAUGAGGCAGCCCCAUACAGGGGCAUCUUGGAUGCCUCAUUGGAGCUCUUCAAGUUCACCAUAGGCAUGGGUGAGCUGGCUUUCCAGGAACAGCUGCGCUUCCGCGGGGUGGUGCUGCUGCUGCUGCUGGCCUACGUGCUGCUCACCUACGUCCUUCUACUCAACAUGCUCAUCGCUCUCAUGAGUGAGACCGUCAACAGCGUUGCCACCGAUAGCUGGAGCAUUUGGAAGCUGCAGAAAGCCAUCUCUGUCUUGGAGAUGGAGAAUGGCUACUGGUGGUGCAGGAGGAAGAAGCAACGGGCAGGUGUGCUGCUGACAGUUGGCACCAGGCCAGAUGGUAGCCCUGAUGAACGCUGGUGCUUCAGGGUAGAGGAAGUGAACUGGGCUGCAUGGGAGCAGACACUGUCCACAGUGCGCGAGGAACCAUCUGAGGGCGGUGCCCCUGGUUCCAUGAAGAACCCCAUUCUGGCUUCCCAACCUGGAGAGGAUUAUGCAUCAGAGGAAGACUAUCUGCCUCUUCAGGUGCUUCAGUCCCACUGAUGGUCCAGAUGCAGCAGAAGGCCAGCAAGAUAGAGUGAAGAAUCUUUCCAGCCACACAUGCUUGCUCUGGGGAGCUUUAAUUUUGUUGGCAAAUAUAAACAUAUAUUUUUUUCACAACCAACUCUUCUGGAAACAUUAUUAGAGCAAAGUUGCGGGGACCUUUGGUCUAGUAACAUCUGCAUGUCUCUAUGUAUAUGCCUCUGGGUAUGGGGCUAGGCUGAUCCCAGUUUUACUUGGACACAGAAAUCCUUAGCUACCCACUUCUGCCCUCAGUCCUGGGAUUGUUCUCUUCUUUGGGGCAGGCUGCUGGCUGAGGUGCUAUGCCUGCUGUCAUGGCAGCCACACACAUCCCCCUUCUUCCACCAGACACCCAUUAAAUUAACUUCUAAGAUAUCUG
Sciurus carolinensis (gray squirrel) is the source of this 3055-nucleotide messenger RNA. RefSeq names its product transient receptor potential cation channel subfamily V member 2 (gene Trpv2). The coding region runs from base 382 to 2658 and encodes 758 amino acids. The record is from RefSeq and is a predicted model, not a curated record. The transcript is spliced from 15 exons. Gene Ontology annotation, cellular component: membrane. Gene Ontology annotation, molecular function: calcium channel activity; protein binding. NCBI's taxonomy places the organism in Eukaryota, Metazoa, Chordata, Mammalia, Rodentia, Sciuridae. Gene Ontology annotation, biological process: calcium ion import across plasma membrane.